UUCCGACCAUGUUUUGUGCUAGCUAGUACUUCAUCCGUCCCAAAUUAUUAGUCAUUUUGGCUUUUUUUAGAUGCAUAGUUUUUGUUAUGCAUCGAUGUAUAUUAUGUCUUGGUGCAUAGCAAACACUAUGUAUCUAGAAAAAUCAAAACGACUAAUAAUUUUGGACGGAGGGAGUAGUUAGUCUUUACCCUUUGAAGCGGUGUUUUUCUUGAUGUACAUCAUCUUAUUAUUGAUAAGCUCAGCUUUAUUAUGAUGUUUGCAUCAAGCAAUCAACUACUUCAAGUUAAUUAAUAAAAACGGUUAGUGUAUUCAAUUGAUUUACGAAAAUGCAUGGUCCAUGUAUAGUCAAACUAGCUAGCCUUUUAUGAAAGAUAAAAAAAAUCGAAUCAAAUGUUGUGUGAACUUAUGAAUACUCUGUAAUUUGUGAAAGAGUUGAAGCAUGUUUUCCUUGUCGAGGUCCAUAUGCAAACUUGAUGUCAAUGCCAUAAUAGCUAUCCACAGUAGGUCGCUACUCCUGCUUGUAUGUAAAGCAACGGCAUCCUUUGCUAAAAAAACACGAGGUCUCAAAACCAUUUCUUGACGCCUUCUCUUGCUGUCCAUAUAUACCACACGUUUCUUUGCUUUGCCUCAUUGCGUUGCUUGUGCCGUGUGCUUGUUGCUUGAUCUCAUGUCUCACCUCCUACUCUGACUCGAUCGAUGCAACGCAGCUGAUGAAGCCAUGGAGAGGAGCCGCUCCACCCCUUCCAGCACUCCGGCGAGGCUGCCGCCGCGCAGCCCCCUCGACGUCGACGAGGAGUACGACAGCGCCUUCAAGUCCAAGUCUUUCCUCGACCUCUGGUCGCACGCGCACCGCCACCUCAGUCAGACCUUCUCCUUCAAGCAGUCAUCGUCCAAGUCCAGCGUCAAGGACUACCCGCGCCACGACGACGACGAGAACGACACGGCGGCGGCCUUGGAGCAGUCCUGCUCGUACACCGUUCUUGAUGACUUCGUCUUGGAGCCGAGCCCCGAGGUGCUCGUGCGCGGGCGGGGACGGGGCGGUCGCCAGCUGCGGCGACGGCGCCGCCGCGUGGACACCCUGCUGAUCGAGUACUUCGACGUGACGCAGGAGGCCUGCGAGGCAUUCUCCGCGCUGCUCGCCGCCAUCGGCACGGCGCGGCGCCACCACCUCACGCUCCGCCGGCUGCUCGCGCGGCUGGACGGCGGCGGGGGCGACGCCUCUGCCGCGAGGGACGCGAUCGCGGAGCACGUCCGCCUCGACAACCCGCUCUCGCCGGGGUGCCUGGCCGGGUUCCACGAGGUGCACGAGCGGUGCGGCCCGCUCGCCAAGCGCCUGGCCGCGGCGCAGCGCCGGCUCCGGAGGCUCGCGCGGGCGAUGCGCGUGGCGCGGGGCACGGCCGCGGCGGCGCUGGUGGCGGCGUGCGCGGGCGCCGUCGUGGCCGCGGCGGUGUUCGCGGCGCACGCCGUGGUGGGCGUCGGCGCGGCGGCGGCGGCCGUGGGCGCGGGCCCGGCGACGGCCGUGCGGUGGGCGGCGGAGCGGGUGAGCGAGCGGCACUACGCGCGCGCGGGGACCGCGGUGGACGCGGCGGCGCGCGGCGCGUACAUCGUGGGGCGGGACCUGGACACGGUGAGCCGCAUGGUGCGGCGCGCGCACGACGAGCUGGAGCACGGGCGGGACGUGGCGCGCAUCGCGGUGCGCGGGCGCGGCGAGCGGCCGCUGCUGCAGGAGGUGGCGAGGGAGGAGGCGGAGUGCGAGGAGGACCUGAGGGCGCAGCUGGAGGAGCUGGAGGAGCACGUCUGCCUCUGCCUCAUCACCAUCAACCGGAGCAGGAGGAUGGUGGCGCACCAGAUGACGGGAGGCUUGCCGUCGCCGGACCAAAACUAACCUUGUGUUGAGAGAGAGAAAAAGAAACAGACCAUUAGUCUGUCGAUUGAUCUGUUGUUAACUAUGUGAUCACUGUUCAUACGAUUGUAGAGUAGAGAUUUGAAUAACAAUAAUUCAGGCUGAUUGAUUCUUAUACUAUGUACAGUAGAGCACGAGUUUUUUUCGUGGUAGUUGUGUAUGUGGAAUACAAACAACGAACUACCUCAAUCAUAUAUUCCUUGUCUUUGCUUUCUGAACCUGUUCUGACGGCAUAGCAAAAUAUAAGGUUAGAAAUCUGAAUUGCUUGCAGUUGCAGCUUGAAUGGUUUUUGAAAGUGUGAAGCUGCUAGAUCCGUCAUCUCCAAACAUUUGC
Panicum virgatum (switchgrass) is the source of this 2236-nucleotide messenger RNA. Its product is annotated as putative UPF0496 protein 2. Lineage: Eukaryota; Viridiplantae; Streptophyta; Magnoliopsida; Poales; Poaceae. The record is from RefSeq and is a predicted model, not a curated record. The coding region runs from base 719 to 1885 and encodes 388 amino acids. The transcript has a single exon.